Messenger RNA from Actinia tenebrosa (Australian red waratah sea anemone), 2002 nucleotides. RefSeq names its product synaptotagmin-1. The record is from RefSeq and is a predicted model, not a curated record. NCBI's taxonomy places the organism in Eukaryota, Metazoa, Cnidaria, Anthozoa, Actiniaria, Actiniidae.
AUCUCCGUGUGACGGAACUUAGACAUGUCUACGACAUAAGAUGGCAAGCUUAAAGUUUACCAAUUCUACUAGACUAGAAUAAGAAGUUACUAAUGGUUUAUUAACUAUUAUUAUUGAUACAAUGCUAGCGUGUUUUAGGAUUAAGACAAGACUGAGUUAGAAUGACAACGACCGAAGUAUUAGUUGGAGUAGCAUGCGGUAUUGGUGCUGGAAUACUCGUAGGUAUCAUCUACUGGGCUGUUUUCAUCCGAUCGAAGAAAAAACCCAAAAAUAUCAAGCAAACGAAACAUCAUAAGACUUACGAUCAGGCCAAGCAAAAUCUGAUCAUCAAACCAGACUCAAUACCAGCUUUUGAUAUUCCUUGUUACCCUCUACACGUUCAGGAACCAGUUUUACCUUCUUCAGCAAGCAGUGAUAUACUUUUAGAACGGCAAAAAUCACCUAUUCCUAAAGAUAUUAGGCAGGGAAGACGAGGUUCAGUACCUCUUGAUCAGUUGAUCACUCAAAGUGCUCAAGUAGGAAGGAAGAUCAGCCCAACACCGAAAUCACCACCGUCAAUAUACGCUAUCAACAACCAAGCCAUCGAAAACUUGGAGAACAUUCAAAAAAAGAGAGGAAAAAGGAUCGCGGCCAUACACAGAUCAUCAACAUCCCCUCUCGGUAAACUGGAAUUUUCUUUGUAUUACGACCAAGAUUUUGGAAACCUCCAAAUUCAUAUUAUACGAGGAAGUCAAGUAUAUCAGACGGAAAGUAGUGAAGAUCUAAUGGAGCUUGUUGUUUCAGUGGCGGUGGUAUUCGAUGGUAAGCAAAUAUGGCAUGAUAAGACCCAUCCAACAGAGGCAACCACAAAUCCUGAAUUCAACGAACAGCUCACGAUUCAUGGAUUGACAUCCAAUCAAAUGAGAGUAGGGACUCUAAAGUUAACGAUCAAGAACAACAUUACUGAUUCACCAAUAAGUGUAGCGUACUACCCGCUCUCGACCGUACCUUAUAAUUUCCUUACAACUGAGACAGUUAGGCUAAACGAAGUUGAAGACAUUGACGAAGCCAAGCUUUUCCAGUGGCGUCAGGAUGACGACGAGCUCAACAAUGGCGAACUGCUCGUUUCCAUGCUUCAUAGCCCAGCUGAUAAAAAGUUGACGAUUGGUGUAGAAUGUGCACGUGACUUGCCAUCUGGGAACCGAGGACCCCCUGAUUCAUUCGUUAAGGUAGACAUACUCCUCCUUGGUCACAAGCUGCACUCCAAAAAAACCAAUGUCAUACCCAAAAGCUGUCAUCCCGAAUACAACGCAGUAUUUGAGUUCGCAAUUGAAGACGACAAGCUUCCUCAAGUCAUGGUGAGCAUGAAAGUGAAGAGUCAUGGGAAGAUGCGCAGUACAAGAAAAAUAGGCAUGAUUAAAUUGGGAUAUACUGCUGACCCGAAUGAACCACAGUACAGACACUGGGAGCAGGUCUUACAUCAUCCUUACUUAAAUAUUGAAAAAUGGCACGCAAUUGGAAAACAUCAUUAAUUAUGUAUAAUUCUAUCUAAUAAUAUCAAAAUAGUGGCACUUGAUUGGUCAGAGAGACACCGGAUGUAUACUAGAUGUCAGAAGGACGCCGUUAUCCCGGAUGCACCAAAACGCUCCAUUGUGUAUUAAGCUAUCGUUGUCUUUAUGAAUAGUUUAUAAUAUCGAGAACUGAACAAGACACUCAAAUAGAUUAUAGAUUAAAGAACAAGAAAGAACUUUAUAAAACACGAGAAGAUGGUAGACAGAACCCAACCCGCAACUGGGUGAUCUUUCCAUCAAAUGCUUAUACUUUCUUUAAUUUAUGGGGUUUUUAAAUUAAGGUAGCUUUGUUAUUAUUGCUUUUAUUAUUAUCAUUCUUGAAAAUCAAGCUCUAGAGCCCAGGAGUCUGAAGCACGAAGAAGACAAUCAGCCAACGUCAUAAUUUUACAGUUCUGCUUGUUAUUCAAUGAGAAGAAAAAUACUUAAAAAAUAAAACCGACAUUUCACUUUCC